Molecule: messenger RNA, 799 nt
Organism: Armigeres subalbatus
Lineage: Eukaryota; Metazoa; Arthropoda; Insecta; Diptera; Culicidae
Product: general odorant-binding protein 83a-like
Exons: 2
Coding region: 99-575 (158 amino acids)
Biological process (GO): sensory perception of smell
Molecular function (GO): odorant binding
Source: RefSeq, a predicted model, not a curated record
CCACCCGACAACUGCAGCAACGGUAGCAUAAAACAGAUUGGUCGGCAUGGAGAUCAGUGCAGUGUGACCGUGUCCAAGUUACUAAUUAGAAAAAAAAAAUGUUUCGACUGUCCUUCCUCUACUGCUGGACACUGAUGACGAUAGCUGGCUGGAUGCUACCAACAUUGGUCGGUGCCGCCCCACAAAAACCUGAAGAAUUUUCCCGUUCUAUGGGUAUCGAAAUGACGGCCAGUCAGCACAGAGAAUGUGUCGCCGAAACCGGUGUCACUGAAGAGUCCAUAGCUCGGUUCAACGGGCCGGAAGUUUUCGAGGACGACGAAAAACUGAAAUGCUACAUGGAAUGCAUGUUCCGCAAGUUUGGUGCCACCAAACCGGACGGCGAAGUUGACAUGAUUGAGGUGUAUCACAAAAUACCGAAGGAGCUAAACUCGGUUGCGUUGAUAGUCAACAAUAAAUGUCGCGAUGCUAUCCAAGGUGCUAAUCUAUGUGAGCGAGCAUUCUCGCACCACAAAUGCUGGAAGCAGUUUGCCCCAGAGGCUAUCAUUUUUUAUUUACAGCAUUACUACCUUUUUUGAGGCAGCUGAAUUGGAAUCAAUUCAUUGGAACGGGGUUUAAAUUGUUUACCCAACACUUUAAGCAUAUUUAAACUCACCAUUCGGCCCAAACGACUACUUCAUUGUUAAAUAAACUUACCUCCUCGGACCUCGCAGGUUAGUAUGAGAUUAUCAUCCUCCUGUAGAGGCCCUAUCGCGCCGGCAACAUCCCGACCGGAAGCAUCGUAAACCAGUAUUUGGUGAGG